Messenger RNA from Amoebophrya sp. A120, 1798 nucleotides. The record is from the annotation of a GenBank genome assembly. Lineage: Eukaryota; Dinophyceae; Syndiniales; Amoebophryaceae.
AUGGAGCGGUGGGCGUCCAGCGACAAGUACUUCUAUCGUAAGGAAAAAUCCCCCCUCCCCAUAUUGAAAGCGUAUCCGUCUGAAAAUUUGUGAUGUGCAUUUGUGACCUCAAAUCCUGUCUGUCUUGCAAGAAGGCAAGUCCAGAGAGCGCCCCGCAUUUUGCAGGCGGUUUGUGAUGCUGUUGGGCUUAGAGCAUACACGUUUGCCAUGCUAGGCACCUACGUCAAAACCUCUCGACUGAGGCUUGACAUAUGCCUGCAGUCCUCUACUGCAAGACAAAUGUGAUUUGUGUAUGGAAAUCCAGCAUCAGAAACGUCGUUUCGAUAUGGGGAGGGGGCAUUUUUCAUUUUGAUAACUUUCAGACCGCGUACUUUGUCUGCGUGUGCGUCCAGUAUGACCGCCGCCACCCGCACGGGUUGCCCAUGCAGAUGGGUGCUGAAACACGGUUCCAACAUGCGAUCAACGGGUAUUGCAACGCGGAAUCGGCCCUGCCCCGGUACGGCCAGCUCGGCUGCCAGGGCUUCGUCAUGUUUGACCGGAAUUUAGAAAUGAAGCACGCGGAGACCAGCAGCUUCCUGCAGGUGAAGCAGUUGGCUUUUGAAAACGUGGAGCAGCUGCUGGACAGCAUGAUCCAGCGGGACGCAAUUCCACCUUUCUUGUGUCCGGGCGAGAUGUGCGUGAUCCAAAAAUUAGAGAACCGCAAGGACCUGAAUGGCCGCAACGUGAUCUGCUUACAAAGCGCCGACGACAACACCUACGUCGUGACCCCCGGCGGGGGAAAGCAGCUGCGGCUGAAGGCGGAAAAUUUACGGAACGUCACGAGAACGACGGUGCAGCCUUCUUGCGCGAUGAAUAGUUCUAACGGUGUGAAAGAGUGCAACGGCUGCGACGACGGUUCAAGGACAUCUCGUGGGCAGGAAGGCGAAGUGCCGUCCUGCACGCCGUCUGCACCAAAGCCCGCCGCACAGACCGGCGCGGUGCCGUCCUGUAUAGACGGAGCCUGUCCGAAACCACCGGUGAGUAGUAGUCAACAGCAAAAUGCUGGUGCUCCAGUCGUUUCCGCCCACGCCGGAUACCCGACCCAGGACAAAUCCGCUAUUGAGGCGGAGCAAGCGUGGGCGCGGUGCAAGAACCUGCUGAACACGCAGGAAAAACACCAUCUAGGCAUCGAGGAGAUGGACGAACAGCAUGAGCAGUGCUUCGGCACUUUGAAACAAUUAGUGAAGAAGAAGACCGCGGACGCGCUUCUAGCAGUGGAGCAAUCCUUCCGGGCCCACUUCGAGGAUGAGGAGGCGACGUGGAAGAAAUACGGCUUCGGGAACGGCAAGGAAAAGUUUUCCGCGACGAAAUCGCACAUUGAGGAGCACGAACGCGUGUUGUUGGAACUGGUGAAUUACUACAAGAUUUUAAAAACAGAAGAAGGAACUGGGACGGCGGGCAUUACCACCGUCGCCGCGUGCUUUACCGAGCAGUUGUUAAAGGAGUUUUUUUCGCACAUCGAAGACUACGACUCCAAGUACGAGCAGGCGAUCAAGGAGGCGAUGGUAUGGAGAGAAAAAAGUUUGUCACAGUCACUAUCUUGCAGGUUUUGCAUAUACAAAUUUUUUGAGCAUCACAGCUUUUCUUUGUAUUGCAGAAACAGUAGGGAAAUCCCUUAUGAAGUUUGGCUGUGAUGCAUUUUUACGCAUGACAGAAAAUUUUGUAUUGCAAAAUAAAUGCGCAUGAGUGAUCGUGACGAACAUUUUUUGUUUGAUAGAUGGCGGACGAGAAGUACUGCUGCACCGAGGCCAGCGCCUAG